CACACAGAAGCAUCGUACAAUUAGGGGAGAGCAGAAUACGACGCAGUGAGCUUUGCUUUUAUGUUUACUGGCAUUAGUAUCUGUCAGUUCGUGGAUCAUUCAGCACGUCAAGCAAGAAAGCUAGUUAAGCGUACGUCAUUUGUGUAAAAACAAUCAAAAUUGUUGGCUUGUGAUUCAUUGUACGAGUGUAAUAACAAGAUCGGAAAGUACAGAGUGAUAAAAUCGAUAAGGUAUCGGGACACGAUACAAGAGAAUUAAACGCAGUAACCAUGAAAUUCGAAUACAAAGAAGAGCGUCCAUUUGAAAAAAGGAAGGCUGAAGGCGAGAAAAUUCGCAGGAAGUAUCCUGAUCGUGUACCCGUGAUUGUCGCUAAGGCACCUAAAGCAAAAAUUCUUGAUUUAGAUAAACAGAAAUACCUUGUGCCUACAGAUCUGACUGUUGGCCAAUUUUACUUCUUGAUUCGGAAGAGGAUUCACCUUCGUCCUGAGGAUGCUCUCUUUUUUUUUGUUAACAACACUGUUCCCGCAACAAACUCUACCAUGGGAGCGCUCUAUCAGGAGCAUAGAGAAGAAGAUUGUUUUCUCUACAUUGCUUACAGCGACGAGAAUGUAUAUGGGGAGCGACGUUGACACUUAGAAGAUGGAAAAUAUUAACAGGAAAUUUACAUAAAUCAACAUUAACUAAAGUUGAGUUUUUACAAUAGUUUGAAUUACAUACAUUGUUUUUAAAAUAAAGUAAAUUUCAGUCUCGUGUUCUAAUUUUGUUUUAUCGCAAUUUCGAGAAAUGAUACUAGUUCUUUUUGAUUUUGUUUUUUUGACUAUUAAGUAAUGGUUCAAACUAAGAGAUAUGCAAUGAAAUAUAGAAAUGAAUGUAAAUAACGGUAUAUCAACAAAAUUCGGAGAUCUUUUAUCAAGAUAUUUUACUUACUAAUUGUAAUCAAUUUAAAAAGUUAUAAGUAUAUAAAAAAUGAAUUGUGAUUCAAUGCUUGUAUACAUAUACUAAAGUUCGAGUACGACCUUUGUUUGAUUUGUAUAAGUGAUAAUAAUAAAAUUAUCGAUAAAUUUACAA
Molecule: messenger RNA, 1068 nt
Organism: Phymastichus coffea
Lineage: Eukaryota; Metazoa; Arthropoda; Insecta; Hymenoptera; Eulophidae
Product: gamma-aminobutyric acid receptor-associated protein-like
Exons: 3
Coding region: 270-629 (119 amino acids)
Biological process (GO): autophagy of mitochondrion; macroautophagy; autophagosome assembly
Cellular component (GO): autophagosome membrane; autophagosome; cytosol
Molecular function (GO): ubiquitin protein ligase binding; GABA receptor binding
Source: RefSeq, a predicted model, not a curated record